UUUACACCGCUUAACUAUGGUUACUUUAGCACGCAUUUUAUUCUCUUUUUAUAAGCCGACUUAUUAUUUCGCUAUAAAUUGAACCCAUUAACACGAAGUCAUUCUAUUGGAAAAUAUUUGGUUUUUGCACGCAUUAGCGAGAAAGUUUUGAUUAGUUAUUUGAAACGUUAAAAAAGCGAAGAAUUUAGGGACGGUAAGAAGUAAUCGACAGACAAGGUACAUGGUUGAUAUAGACAUUCAGAUUCCUGCUGCUCUUGACCCGUUUGCAGAGGUUGAUUCGGGGGCUCCCGGUGUGAAAGAGUAUGUGCAUAUACGAAUUCAACAACGGAAUGGAAAGAAAAGCUUGACUACUGUUCAAGGUCUGAAAAAGGAUUACAGCUACGAGAAAAUUCUGAAAGAUCUGAAGAAGGAAUUUUGCUGUAAUGGAAAUGUGGUUCAGGAUAAAGAGCUAGGCAAAGUUAUUCAGUUGCAGGGUGAUCAGCGCAAGAAAGUUGCUAAUUUCCUUGUUCAGGCUGGCCUUGUCAAGAAGGAACAUAUUAAGAUUCAUGGUUUUUAGGUUUCCGAUUAUUGGGCUCAUGUUAUGAGAUACAAACCAGAAUUUAUUGUGUCUCUUUUACUUUGAAAUACUGUUUGUUUUCCCUUUUGAUGUUUGUGGUUUCUAGUUGUGUUUCCUUCAAAGUUGAAUGCUUCUCCUUUGAUGCCUUGUAUUCAGCUUACAAACUUAGUAAUGAAUAAUUGUUUUUCUGGA
Molecule: messenger RNA, 748 nt
Organism: Amaranthus tricolor (Joseph's coat)
Lineage: Eukaryota; Viridiplantae; Streptophyta; Magnoliopsida; Caryophyllales; Amaranthaceae
Product: protein translation factor SUI1 homolog
Exons: 2
Coding region: 221-556 (111 amino acids)
Biological process (GO): translational initiation
Molecular function (GO): RNA binding; translation initiation factor activity
Source: RefSeq, a predicted model, not a curated record